Molecule: messenger RNA, 4166 nt
Organism: Glycine soja
Lineage: Eukaryota; Viridiplantae; Streptophyta; Magnoliopsida; Fabales; Fabaceae
Product: casein kinase 1-like protein HD16
Exons: 20
Coding region: 300-2291 (663 amino acids)
Biological process (GO): signal transduction; endocytosis; peptidyl-serine phosphorylation
Cellular component (GO): nucleus; cytoplasm
Molecular function (GO): ATP binding; protein serine/threonine kinase activity
Source: RefSeq, a predicted model, not a curated record
UCUCUUUCUCUCCCAUUCUAAUCUCUGUUUAUCUUUCUGUGUAUGUACUGGAAAUCUAGAACUACAAAGAAUCCCUCUCUUUUUCGUUUCCCUCCGCAGGUCCCUAAAAUUCCCUCUCAUCAAACCCUAAUUCCUGGUUGAUCCUAUCGGCCUCGUUUUUUAUCCAUCGCCGAAGCAAAUUUUUUUCUCCAAUUUCUGUUGUUAAUAAUGUUUAUUCAAACUCCAUAAUCUGUACUCAUCGAUGAUUCUGGAACCUUCACGAGUCUCCCUCUUCUUCAUGGGCCAAUGCCGCCCUUACGAUGCCUGAGCUGCGUUCCCGGCCACGCAGAAACCGCCUUGUAGAUAACGCAAACGCCGAUGAAAUCGUGAGCGUUCGUGGAACCAGAGCGAGGAAGCUGAAAGACGAUCAAGGAGUGAAGGAGAAUAUUAAUAAGAAGAAGGUUUCUGGUAGGGUUUUGGAAGUGGAAGGCAUGAAUGAGUACGAUAGUGGUGGCCGCAGUGCUGAUAAGGCUCCCGAAGCUGAAGACGAAGGCACCACACCUCCUAUUCCAGAGAAGGUUCAAGUUGGUGGUUCCCCAUUGUACAGAGUUGAGAGAAAACUUGGGAAAGGAGGAUUUGGGCAGGUUUAUGUUGGUCGGCGGCUAGGAGCUGCGAAUUCUAAUGAACGAGCUGGUGCCGGUGCUGUUGAGAUAGCCUUAAAAUUUGAGCAUAGAAGCAGCAAAGGGUGCAAUUAUGGACCCCCACAUGAGUGGCAGGUUUACAAUGCAUUAGGUGGUAGUCAUGGUGUUCCGCGAGUUCAUUAUAAGGGACGGCAAGGUGACUACUAUAUUAUGGUCAUGGAUAUACUUGGCCCUAGUCUGUGGGACGUUUGGAAUAACAACAAUCCUCACAUGAUGUCUACUGAAAUGGUUGCAUGUAUUGCAAUCGAGGCUAUCUCCAUAUUAGAGAAGAUGCAUUCUAGAGGAUAUGUGCACGGUGAUGUAAAACCUGAGAACUUUUUGCUUGGACCCCCUGGAACUCCUAAUGAAAAGAAGUUGUUUCUGGUUGAUCUUGGAUUAGCAACUCGGUGGCGUGAUAGUUCAACUGGCCUUCAUGUUGAAUAUGAUCAACGUCCAGAUGUUUUUAGGGGCACAGUUCGUUAUGCUAGCGUGCAUGCUCAUCUUGGUAGAACAGGUAGUAGGAGAGAUGACUUAGAAUCUCUUGCUUACACUCUUGUCUUUCUUCUUCGGGGUAGGCUACCUUGGCAAGGAUAUCAGGGAGAAAAUAAAGGAUUUCUUGUCUGCAAGAAAAAGAUGGCCACUUCUCCUGAAACUUUGUGUUGCUUGUGUCCUCAACCAUUUCGGCAAUUUGUUGAAUAUGUAGUGAAUUUGAAGUUUGAUGAAGAACCAAAUUAUGCAAGAUAUAUAUCCCUUUUCGAUGGAAUUGUGGGCCCAAAUCCAGAUAUCAGGCCAAUAAACACUGAAGGUGCUCAGAAGCUUAUAUGUCAGGUUGGACAUAAGAGGGGGCGAUUGACCAUAGAAGAAGAUGAUGAUGAACAACCAAAUAAGAAGGUUCGAAUGGGAAUGCCUGCUACACAAUGGAUUAGUGUUUACAAUGCUCGUCGACCAAUGAAGCAAAGGUAUCAUUAUAAUGUUGCUGAUGUGCGGCUGGCCCAACACAUUGAUAAAGGAAAUGAAGAUGGUUUAUUUAUCGGCAGUGUGGCUUCUUGUUCUAAUCUUUGGGCACUCAUUAUGGAUGCUGGCACUGGUUUCACCGCACAAGUUUAUGAACUCUCUCCCCACUUCCUUCACAAGGAAUGGAUUAUGGAACAGUGGGAGAAGAAUUAUUACAUUAGUGCCAUAGCCGGGGCUAAUAAUGGAUCCUCAUUGGUUGUAAUGUCUAAAGGUACCCAGUACUUACAGCAAUCCUAUAAAGUCAGUGAUUCGUUUCCAUUUAAGUGGAUCAACAAAAAAUGGAGAGAAGGAUUUUAUGUCACUGCUAUGGCCACUGCCGGCUCAAGAUGGGCAAUUGUUAUGUCCCGUGGGGCUGGUUUUUCGGACCAGGUUGUGGAACUUGAUUUCUUGUAUCCCAGUGAAGGUAUUCAUCGAAGGUGGGAUAGUGGUUAUCGCAUCACCUCAACUGCUGCAACAUGGGACCAAGCUGCUUUUGUUCUUAGUGUCCCAAGAAGAAAACCAGCUGAUGAAACUCAGGAGACACUCCGCACAUCUGCUUUUCCUGGUACUCAUGUCAAGGAAAAAUGGGCAAAGAACCUCUAUAUUGCAUCUAUUUGUUAUGGGAGAACAGUGUCUUAAACUGAUCAAAUUGAGAUUUCUGGCUGACAUCAUUUUGACCGCUGACACUAUCCUGCUUGCUCUUACAUAGUUGGGAACUGAAGAUCCUCUUUGACAAUUUUCUGAACAAUGCAGUUCAGCAUUAAUGUAUGCUAAAACCUGUGCACUGUAUUUCAACUUUGUCAAAAAUACUUGAGUUGAGUAAAAUUAGGGAUUGUGUCAAUUGGGAAGAUUCUUUGAUGUUAAUUUUGUACAUAUCUGAACAGUAAUUACUAUGUUGAAUGCAUGUGGACAGGUUAUGCUUUUGUUUAUUGAUGGUAUUUUGCAAAUAUGAAACUAAUAUUUUCCAGUAGGAACUGGACAAUUUAAGCUGUGCACCCUUGUACUUGGGCCUCUUUAUCGUUGUCACUUUUGACUUAAAGCUAUUUCUGGGCUUCUUGAUGUCUGAAUUUGACCAACAGAAAGUGUCUACAUGAUGGGGUUCUCCUGGUCAGUCGUUCUACAUGACUGGAUGCUCAUUGUAUUUAUUCCUUACACCAAAUAUUGCAAGGUGCACGUUUGAUUCUUUUGAGAAUUUUGGCGUUGGAAGCUCUUCUUGGGAGAUAACUAGUGUACCUCUUCAUUAGUGAUUUGUGUAUUUCCUGAGAGUUACUAGGACAUACAAAGCAGAGUUUGGUUGGUCCUGGCAACUAUUAUGUUGCUGGAGCAACCCAUAUGUCAUGGAAAUCAGAAGCUGUUCAAGGAACUGGUAUUUUUGGAACUAUUUGCCCAAGUGAAUCUCCUUUUUUCUCAUAUUUGGAAUUUUCUUGGCAAACGUAGGGGGAUGGCUUCAUUUUAUGUUCUAUUGUCAAAUUGCCGUACUUUCAAUGUCAAGUUACUACAAUUAUUGGAGAUCUACUCUCUAUUUUUUUUUUCCAAAUGCAAUAUUUUAAAGACGCAAUAAGUGACUAAAACAGAAUGAAACAUUUUCAAGUUUUAUUACAUUUUUUUUUUUUGUAUGUUUGGAAAUCUAGAUUUCGAAUCAUUGUUGUCGGUGAUGCAAUGAUAACAUGCUUAAGAGAUGUCCUUGAUUUAAGAGAAGCUUUUAACAGAGUUUAUAAGGGAAGUUAUUCGGGGUGAUGCAAUGAUACCCACUUAACCGUCAGCAUCCUUGCCUUGGGUUACGAUGGCGACUAAUGGAAUAUAUUGAUGGGGGUCCUGCGGGAAAGAAAAUCCUUAGUUUAAUGACAAUAUGUUAAUUAUACGCGAUGUUUGUGUCAACAAGUGUAUGGACUAAAGGCAUUUUAUGCUCUUUAUUUGGUCAAGUCAUUUUAUGUUUUUGAGUUAUCUGUUUGGUUAGGUGACCCGCGGCUAUUCAACAAUCUGAAGGGCAAAAGUCCAGAUUGAUAUGUUGUAGUUUCAAUUUUAGCAAAGUUGAAGCUUGUAUGUAAUGGACGAUGUCAUGGUUUCAGCCAAAAUAAAGUAGCACUCCCAACCAAAACUUAAGUGGACACUGGACAGGGAAAGGGCUUUACAUGUUUCAGCUAUGAAAUGUGGAUGAACGAGCACGAUUCUCAAUGUCAAGUGCUAGUUGCUUGCACCCAGGUCGUUUGCUGACUGUUUGAAAGCUCACCUUGAAUGUCAAGAAGAAUUGAUCCCAAAUACGCCUAAGAUUGAUCUGUGGCAAAGUCUCCUCAAGCGAACUCUUUCCUGGAAACGGUAAACAUAACAUUAAAAACUUGUAAAUUACGCAUGAAAUGGGAAACGCAAGCAGAUGCAGAAGUAAUAUGCACCUCACUGUUGUCGUGACCAUAACGAAUUAAGAUGUUUUCUGCAACCUCUAAUAUCUUGCAUUAUCCUUUGUGUCUCUAGAAUGUGAGCAUCAUAGUAAAUUGCUUGGUCUCUCCUAUCCUAAAA